Messenger RNA from Salarias fasciatus (jewelled blenny), 2114 nucleotides. RefSeq names its product tripartite motif-containing protein 16-like. The transcript has a single exon. The record is from RefSeq and is a predicted model, not a curated record. Gene Ontology annotation, molecular function: protein binding. NCBI's taxonomy places the organism in Eukaryota, Metazoa, Chordata, Actinopteri, Blenniiformes, Blenniidae. Bases 238 to 1362 code for a protein of 374 amino acids.
GAUGUGGCCUGUGAUGUUUGCUCUGGGAGGAAGCUGAAAGCCGUAAAGUCGUGUUUGGUCUGUGUGGCCUCUUACUGUGAGGACCACCUCCAACGUCACAAUGAAGUACUUCCAGUGAAGAAACACCAGCUGGUGGAGCCCUCCAAGAAGCUCCAGGAGAAGAUCUGCUCUCUGCAUGAUGAGGUGAAGAAGAUUUUCUGUCGCACUGAUCAGCAGUGUAUCUGUUACCUCUGCACCAUGGACCAACACAGAGGCCAUGAAACAGUCCCAGCUGCAACAGAAAGGAGCCAGAAGCAGAAGGAGCUAGAGGGGAGUCGACAAAACAUCCAGCAGAGAAUCCAGGAGCGAGAGAAAGAUGUGAAGCUGCUUCAGCAGCAGAUGGAGGCCAUCAAUGUCUCCACUGAUGAAGCAGUGGAGCACAGCGAGGAGAGAUUCACCCAGAUGAUCCGUCUUAUCCAGAAAAGAACCCUUGAGGUGAAGCGGCAGCUCAGAUCCCAGCAGCAAACUGCAGUGAGUGGACUCAAAGAGCUUGAGGAGAAGCUGGAGCAGGAGAUCGCUGAGCUGAAGAGGAAAGACAUCCAGCUGGAGCAGCUGGCACACACAGAGGACCACACCCAGUUUCUCCACAGCUACACCUCAGUGUCAGCACUCAGUGAGCCCACACACUCCUCCAGCAUCCAGACUGCUCCUCUCAGAUACUUUGAGGAUGUGGCAGCAGCUGUGUCAGAGAGCAGAGACAAACUACAGGACAUUCUGAGAGAGACUGAAGAGGAGCUGCAACUGCCACUGCUACUGCUACAACCACAGCCAGAGAGCAGAGCAGACUUCUUACAGUAUUCACAGCAGAUCACACUGGAUCCAAACUCUGCACACAGAAAGCUUAAAUUAUCUGAUGGAAACAGAAGAGUAACUUUAACAAAGGAAGUUCAGCCUUAUUCUGAUCAUCCAGACAGAUUCACUGAAUAUCCUCAGGUCCUGAACAGAGAGAGCCUGACUGGACGUAGUUACUGGGAGGUGGAGAGGAGAGGAGGAGUUGAUAUAGCAGUUGCAUACAAGAACAUCAGCAGAGCAGGGGGAGGGAAGGAAUGUGGAUUUGGAUUUAAUGACAAAUCUUGGGCUUUAGAAUGUUACUCUAACAGUUUUAAUUUUUGGCACAACGACAUCAGUACUCCCGUCUCAGGUCCUCGGUCUUCCAGAGUCGGAGUGUACCUGGAUCACAGAGCAGGUAUUCUGUCUUUCUACAGUGUCUCUGAAACCAUGACUCUCCUCCACAGAGUCCAGACCACCUUCACUCAACCGAUACACGCUGGAGUUUAUCUUUCUGGUUCUGGAUCCUCUGCAGUGUUGUUGAAACCUGAGUAAAGGACUCCAUCAGGUCUCCUUGUGUGGUUUUCUAUAGGAGCCUCCACAUUUUCUGAGUUGAGACGUUAAUGAGAUUUCUGACAGGAAGAAGAUUUGAAACCAACAGCUGGUCGGCCGUCUUCUCAGAGACUUUCUACGAGGAUAAAAGGAUGUAGGACGAGUGUGGAGAGGCAGAAAGGAGCUGAGUUAGUGAAGAAAAACAUGACAGCUGCAGCCAUCAGUCACCUCACUUUUUUGGACUCACUUUUCAAGCUUCUCAAACAGGAUUUUCUUCUUCAUUGACCACAGGAAGCUGCAGCUUUUCACACCUUGGGGGAUUUGAAGUGGAAAUUAGGAGCCUUCACAUGUUUGGAUUGAUCAAUCUUUCAUUUUUUAUAAUUCUUUAUUGACAUUUGAUCCUUCAGAGUAAAGAUUUGUGGAUUUUCCUGAAAAGUGAACUGAUUGUUUUGGGUUUUUGGAUCUUCAUCUGUCACCAAGUCGCAGGGCGUUUGAUUCUUUUAGCUGGAAAUGACUUCAGUUGACAACAGUCAACAAUUUACACUCAGCUUUUAAGAACAUUGAUUUCUAAAUUUGAAGUGCCAGGAACUUCCUAUAAUCAACUAAACUGUAGUGACAACACACACACACGCACACACACACACACACACACACACACACACACACACACACACACACACACACACACACACACACACACACACACACAGGUUUCUUUUGAAGAUAUGAAAUCUGUCAAAAAGUGAAAUGUUGCU